Messenger RNA from Vicia villosa (hairy vetch), 1341 nucleotides. RefSeq names its product zinc finger protein 4. The record is from RefSeq and is a predicted model, not a curated record. Gene Ontology annotation, biological process: negative regulation of abscisic acid-activated signaling pathway. Lineage: Eukaryota; Viridiplantae; Streptophyta; Magnoliopsida; Fabales; Fabaceae. The transcript has 2 exons. The coding region runs from base 367 to 1089 and encodes 240 amino acids.
GUGAUCCAACAAUCACUCUCUCUCUCCAUUUACUUCUAAUUUAUUAUUGUAUUCAUUUAUUCAUUCAACUUACAAGAUAAAAUAUAUUUAAAUCCUCACCUCACCCUUUAUUAGUCUUUCAGACACAUUGAAGAAACAAGAAAACCAGUUCUGUCUGUCUUCUCAUAAUAAUCACUCAUAGCAACAAGCAAUGAAAACAAAUGUCUCCCAUUCCAAAGCAGUGUUCAGGUGAUUUUCAAAAGCAAACUACUUUCACUUCCUCUUCAAAAAUGACACUCUUUUACUCUCAUAAAAUGGCUUCAAAGUAGCUUUCAUCUCUAAACUUAUUAUCCCAAGAUCAUAAAAUAAGAUCUUCACUGCUAAAUCAUGAAACAAAGCAUAGAUCUUGAAGUGGAAGCUUAUGCAGAAUAUGAAUCUGAAGUUACAAGCCAAGUUGGUUCCAAUGUAUCAACUCAAGAAGCCUCUUCCAACAACAUCACAAACCCUAACUACAAUAAUAUAUCUCUUGACUUAACUCUCAAAUUCAACAACAAUGAGAUACUAACAACAACUAGAGACUCAAAUUCAAUAGGAUUCUCACUCUCAAGCACUUCUGAGAGCAGCAAUGAACCUGCAUCAGCAACUGUUCCAAGAGUUUUCUCUUGCAAUUACUGUCAGAGAAAGUUUUUCAGCUCACAAGCUCUUGGUGGACACCAAAAUGCACACAAAAGAGAGAGAACAAUAGCGAAAAGAGCUAUGAGAAUGGGAAUUUUCUCUGAUAGGUAUAAUGCUAGUUUAGCAUCUCUACCUUUGCAUGGUUCUUUUAGGUCAUUAGGGAUAAAAACACACUCCUCAAUGCACUAUGGUUUUUCAGUACCAACAACAAUUAGGCCUCAUAAUCAUCACGAGACGAAAAUCAAUACGAGAUUCGAACAAGGGUGCGUUGGAUUUCCGAUAUUCUUGGAAGAUGAGGAGUCGGAGUUGUUGUGGCCGGGUAGUUUUCGAAAGGCGUCGGAGACGGCUGAUGGAGAACAGAAUUUCAUACUCACUGAGGUGAAUCCAUGUGUGGACAUAGAAAAAUCUACACCAGAUUUGACAUUGAAACUUUGAAGGAGGCUAAUUUGGAAAAGUUGGAUUUGAAUUUAGUUUUAUGUAUAGUAAAAUAUGUAUGAAAAUUUGUUAUGAUUGCUAGAUUGAUUACUACUACUACUACUAAACUUGUUGGUUUUUGUUUUUACUUUCAUCUUUAGUUUUCUAUUAGGUGUUUUUGCUUUGGUAUAUUGUUAUGUGUUUCUCAUUGUAUAAUAGCUAUAUAAGAGUUCUUAUCAACCUUACAAAUAUUUCAUCAUCAAUCAAUGAUCC